Messenger RNA from Botrytis porri, 1935 nucleotides. RefSeq lists its product as uncharacterized. The record is from RefSeq and is a predicted model, not a curated record. Bases 1 to 1935 code for a protein of 644 amino acids. Lineage: Eukaryota; Fungi; Ascomycota; Leotiomycetes; Helotiales; Sclerotiniaceae. The transcript is spliced from 2 exons.
AUGGCAAAUGAUUGGAAGUUCCGUUCUCGCAUGCCCACCACCUCUAUCGCAGAAAUACAAAUUCCUCCCGGUCCACUCCAACGCAUUAGCAAGCGUAAGCGUGUCACCCGAAUGAUAACCAGGGAUGGAUGCAAAGAAUCUAGCAUUAUCAACGAGCUGCGAAAGAAAUAUGAAAUCGACCUCGAGCAUCCCCCUUUUUAUCCUCCUAAGAUCACUUUGCCUCAACCACCUAUCCCUCGCCCAGAAUCUGAUAAACUGAAUAGCAAAAUAAGAAGUGAGAUGGAAAGAAGACAGUUCGCUCCAUUGACUCCUGAUUGGAUUUGGAGGGUCUUGACAGAAAUGUACAGAGUGGAUGAGGAAAAAUGGGGGAAAUGGGCAGUUGAUUUGGAUGGUAUGAAAUUGCCGAAAGCCGAUUGGAGGUAUCUAUUAAAGGCUCUCGAUCUUGGAUUCAGAGGAAACGGGGAGAUGGAAGAUCACGAGCUUGGCCAUGUAACAAACACUAUUGCCGAUUUAUAUGUUUACAUGGCUUGCGACUAUAGGAACAGAGCAAUAGCAAGAACACUCAAAAGCGGCGACCUAGCUGGUGAUACACCAACCAAACAAAAAGUCAGCUGUAUAAUCAUUGAUUCUGACAAGUUGUAUUGGGAUAGAGACAAAGGUCAGAUAAUCAAGGAUGGAGAGGAUGAAAACGGAAAUGAUAUUCGUCGGGUUAUAGAGCAAGACUUUCCCAAAGCUUGGGAAAAGACCAUGGAGGCAUUGGCACAAUACGAUGACGAAACUUUUGCGAAUCUUGACUAUAUUGUGAUUCCACACGAAUAUGGCGCCUUCCAUACACAAUGCAUUGGAAUAGCACCAAAGCAAAGAUUUGUCUUCCAUAUCGACCACUCCGGUCUGUCGCAAGCCAAAUUUGAAAGUUCAUUAGAAAAUACGUACGGAGCUUACUAUCAUUCAUUUUUUCAAAUGUCUUUACUUGAAGCUAUCAUAUACACAAGAUUCGAUAAAGGAGAGAUCGACACCAACGAGUGGCCAUUGUACGGGCAAUGGUCCUACCGCACGGAUCAUGCAGAUCCAGACAACAGAACGACAGACAAUAGUCCCAACGCAAGUCGACAAAAUGAUACCUACAACUGCGCUGUGAACACCAUGGCCAGUGCAGUGAAUUUGAUAUUUGGAUAUGAUAUGGCUUGUUAUGUGUCUGGAAUGGAUCUCUCCCCCGUCCCUGGAGUAACAGGAAAGAGAAUAAGAGUCGCAGCGGAAUUCUUAAAUGGGGGAUUCAACUACCCGUUCAAUUAUCCACUGUUCAAGAUCCCAACAGAGUUACAAGAGAUCAUUAUCGAUGAAACUUAUAAGCAAAAUCUUCGACCCCUUCCGAACAGAGUAGGAGGUAUCUGGGACGAAUGGGAUGAUGAGGACCUAGAGGAUCCAGUGGAUCCAGAAACAGAGGAGGAAGAAGAAGAAGAAGAAGGAGAAGAAGAAGAAGAAGAAGGAGAAGAGGAGAAAAUACCCCAAGCACAAGCUCGAACAAAAGUCAAGAAAUCCACUAGGUACAAAAAGGUCAAGUGGCAUGGCCAACCCGCUUUGGAUUGGGAUCCUAUAGAGCCACAUCCGACAGGACCAGGAUCUGCAGACGACGAUUUACCAAUACGAACUCUUUGGCCUGCUCAAAUGGAUCCUACUAGAACGGGAAAAUGUGGCAUUAUAUACCCGAUCACAAAGCCGCGCUUCUCGGAUCCAAGGUAUGAUGAUGCGUUUGAAUGUAAGAGGGCAGCCAUAUUCCAUGGAAUGGAGGGCUGGGAAUUGUGGGAGCGAAUGCCAUUAUAUAUGUUCAAGCGCUGGAUGGAGAAUGUAAUGGCAGGCAGAGCACAUGAAGAAUUGUCUCCAUGGGUGAAAGUGCUCAAGCUUGAUGGACCCGUUUUCUCCAAGACACAAUAUUGA